UUUCAUUUUUAUUAUAUAUUUUUAUUUUAUUUUCUUGGCUUCGAAAUAAUAAAAUUUUCCGUUCUCUCUGCUUCUGUUGGGAUCCUGGAAGAACUCGAAGAUCGGAUCGAGCGCUCUCUCGCUCUCGAACCCGAAACCACCGAGCUCUCUCUCACAGGUGUUACAUGGACUUUGGAGGCUUGGAGAGAGAGAGAGGGCAGAGCCGUCGACUGUGAACCGAGCAAGCUGCGAUUCAAGUAAAAUUGAAGGUAAAAGGCCCCAGUUGAUUGAAUUAAAAUAAUGUCGUCGUCAAACUCACCGUGCGCAGCCUGUAAGUUUCUCAGGCGAAAAUGCACGCAGGAGUGCGUGUUCGCGCCCUAUUUCCCACCGGACCAGCCCCAGAAGUUCGCCAACGUCCACAAGGUAUUCGGAGCCAGCAAUGUCGCCAAGAUCCUCAACGAGCUCAACGCUACGCAGCGGGAAGACGCCGUGAACUCGCUGGCCUACGAAGCGGAGGCACGCCUCCGUGACCCGGUCUACGGAUGUGUGGGCCUCAUCUCCAUCCUCCAGCAACGGCUCAAGCAAGUCCAGGCUGACCUCUACAACGCCAAGAAGGAACUCGCCACUUACAUGGGUCCUCAAGCCAUGCUCUCCAUUCUUCAGCCACCACCAACUUACAUGCCCCAACAGCUGCAAGGAAACGCUUCUUCUUCGGCUGUUUCGCCGUACACCAUGUCUCCGAUGAUGGGCAUUUCGACCGGCCCUACUUCCGGGCAGUUGAUGAUUCGAGAGCCGCAGCAGCAACAACAACAACAGCAGAUGUUUGAGGCUCAGCAGUUGGCGGCGGCUGUGGCUGCGAGAGAGCAGCAGGAGAUGUUCAGGAGUUUUGAUCAAAGUAAACAGUCAAUGCAGCAAGGUCAAGAGCAUGUGAGAUUCAACAGUGGGUUUGACUUGUCCCCCGGCUCAGUGACCGUGAGCGGGUUCACUCAGAUGGCUGGAGCAGUGUGCAAUGCUGUUUCACCUUCUUUGGCUCUGGGGUUUGAUAGCAAUUCUUAUCAUCAUCAGAUUCAGCCGCAACAAUCACAUCAUCAUCAUCAGCUUCAGCUUCAGGCUCAGCUCUUGCUCCAAACCCAACAGCCUCAAGGGCAGCAUCAGAACCAGCAAUCACAGCAGACGCAGCUGCAGCAAAAGUCCGAUCCAGGCGAGGAGGGCGGUAGGAGUGUGGGUCCCUCCUGUUGAUGGCAAUUUUUUCAGCUCCUCCUGCCUUCCCCGCUUUUUCAUUCAACUAAUUUUCAUCCUAGCAGUUCAUAUCUUCCGCAUACAACUGGAGAUCUAGAGAGAGAUAUAUAUAUAUAUAUAUAAAAAGAGUGUAGGAAAUGAGAUUUGGAGAGGUUCAAAUCUGAGGUCCAAAAUCUAAAUCAUUUUUGAGUUUUAAAGAGAAGUUUGAUUGAAGAGAUAUUUCCAAGUGUAGGAUCUGCAUUGAUCUUCGAGUACAGUAUUGAUCUUGAUCUUCUGGAUUAGUCGUGAUAUAAUCCACGCUUCUUUUUUUGCAAACAUGUAAAUCUGAACUUCUGGAAUUAUCUAAGGCCUUUUUCCAUCUCUUCUAAUAUUAGCAUAUCCCUUAUUAUUAUUAUUAUGAUUGUAAUGGUGGUGCUAACAAUAACAAGAUGUCAUUGUUAUUA
This is a messenger RNA of Prunus mume (Japanese apricot), 1661 nucleotides long. RefSeq names its product ASYMMETRIC LEAVES 2-like 1 (gene ASL1). The record is from RefSeq and is a predicted model, not a curated record. NCBI's taxonomy places the organism in Eukaryota, Viridiplantae, Streptophyta, Magnoliopsida, Rosales, Rosaceae.